GAAGAAACACUCACUCACGCGCGCGCGCACACACUCUCUCUCUCUCUCUCUCUCCCUGCUUGUUUGUUUAUUUGUUUUUCUCUGUUAGUUGCUGAAUCGCUUUACGGUCAUUGGGAAAAUGGGAAUUGUCAGACAAUGACAACGGUUUUCCUUGGAUAUUGAGGAAUCUCUUCUGGGUUCUCUCUUGAUUUCAUUUCUCGUUUUGUGAUCCUUCUCUUUCUCUGGCUGGCUGGCUACCUAGCUAGCUAUGGAAGCAGCUGGGGAAGCUUGUUGUGUUAAAGUAGCGGUUCACGUCCGACCGCUCAUCGCCGAUGAGCGUCUCCAAGGCUGUAAAGACUGUGUCACUGUCGUGCCCGGGAAGCCUCAGGUACAGAUUGGCGCACAUUCCUUUACCUUUGAUCGUGUCUAUGGGAGCACUGCUUCUCCCUCAUCUGAAAUGUUUGAAGAAUGUAUUGCUCCACUUGUUGAUGGCUUGUUCCAAGGAUACAAUGCUACAGUUCUCGCUUAUGGUCAGACGGGUUCCGGUAAAACAUAUACCAUGGGCACUGGCUUCAAAGAUGGUUGCCCAACAGGAAUAAUCCCUCAAGUUAUGGAUGCUCUGUUCAGCAAGAUUGAAACUCUAAAGCAUCAAACCGAAUUCCAAUUGCAUGUUUCCUUUAUUGAGAUUCUGAAAGAAGAAGUACAAGACUUGCUGGAUCCCACUUCAUUGAGCAAACCAGAAACUGCAAAUGGCCAUGCAGGGAAAGUUCCCAUUCCUGUAAAAUCACCCAUACAAAUCCGUGAAACAUCAAAUGGUGUGAUUACAUUGGCAGGUUCUACUGAAGUCAGUGUAAGCACGCUAAAGGAAAUGGCUGCAUGCCUGGAACAAGGAUCACUAAGCAGAGCAACUGGGAGUACAAAUAUGAACAACCAGUCAAGUCGUUCUCAUGCCAUCUUCACCAUUACAUUGGAGCAAAUGCGCAAGUUCAAUCCAGCUAUUUCUAGUGAUAGCAAUCUCAGUGAAACUGAGAAUGAAGAAUAUCUAUGUGCCAAGUUGCAUUUAGUGGAUCUUGCUGGAUCAGAGCGAGCUAAAAGAACAGGUUCUGAUGGUCUGCGUUUUAAGGAAGGUGUUCACAUUAACAAGGGCCUUCUUGCACUGGGUAAUGUCAUCAGUGCACUUGGUGAUGAGAAAAAACGCAAAGAAGGCGUUCAUGUUCCUUAUAGGGAUAGUAAACUUACUCGGCUUUUGCAGGAUUCGCUUGGCGGUAACAGCAGAACUGUAAUGAUAGCCUGCGUUAGUCCUGCUGAUAUCAAUGCUGAAGAAACCCUUAACACUUUGAAGUAUGCAAAUCGUGCCCGCAACAUCCAAAAUAAGCCUGUUGUUAAUAGAGAUCCCAUGUCGAAUGAGAUGCUAAAAAUGCGACAACAACUAGAGUAUUUGCAAGCUGAGCUUUGUGCCCGUAUGGGAGGAUCUUCUGAGGAAGUACAGGUUCUAAAGGAAAGGAUUGCUUGUCUUGAAGCUGCCAAUGAAGAUCUUUGUCGGGAACUUCAUGAAUACCGUAGUGGAUGCCCAGUUGCAGAACAAUAUGAAAUGGAUGGUCAAGAUGGUAGUACCUGCCCAGUAAAAAGUGAUGGACUUAAAAGGGGCUUGCGCAGCAUGGAGUCAUCUGAUUAUCAAAUGGGUGAAACAAUGACAGGUGACUCAAGGGAGAUUGAUGAAGAAGUAGCAAAGGAAUGGGAGCACACACUUCUGCAGAAUACUAUGGACAAAGAGUUAAACGAGUUAAAUAAACGUUUAGAACAGAAAGAGUCGGAGAUGAAACUUUUUGGCGAGUCUGACACUGCAACACUCAAACAGCACUUCGGAAAGAAAAUCAUGGAACUUGAGGAUGAGAAAAAAUCAGUGCAGCAAGAGAGGGAUCAUUUGUUGGCUGAAGUUGAAAAUCUUGCUGCUGGUUCUGAUGGACAAACACAGAGGUUGCAAGAUAUUCAUGCCCAUAAACUGAAGGCACUUGAAGCUCAGAUUUCAGAUCUUAAGAAGAAACAGGAGAGUCAGGUUCAGCUUUUAAAGCAAAAGCAAAAAAGUGACGAAGCAGCAAAGCGAUUGCAAGACGAAAUUCAAUUUAUAAAGGCACAAAAGGUUCAGUUGCAACAAAGGAUAAAACAAGAGGCAGAACAAUUUCGGCAGUGGAAGGCCUCACGAGAGAAGGAGCUGCUACAGUUACGGAAGGAGGGGAGGAGAAAUGAGUAUGAAAGGCAUAAGCUUCAAGCUUUAAACCAGCGCCAGAAAAUGGUUCUUCAAAGAAAGACAGAAGAGGCUGCAGUGGCCACCAAGAGGCUAAAAGAAUUACUAGAAGCUCGGAAGUCUUCUUCCCGUGACAGCUCAGUUAUUACCAAUGGAAAUGGGACAAACGGCCAGAGCAAUGAGAAAGCCUUGCAACGUUGGCUUGAUCAUGAGCUGGAAGUCAUGGUGAAUGUGCAGGAAGUUCGUAAUGAAUAUGAGAAGCAAAGUCAAGUGCGAGCUGCACUGGCAGAAGAGUUAGCCGUCCUGAAGCAAGUGGAUGAAUUUGCUUCAAAAGGCCUUAGUGCUCCAAGAGGAAAGAAUGGAAUUGCGAGAGCAUCCUCCAUGUCACCAAAUGCAAGAAUGGCCAGAAUAUCUUCACUAGAGAGCAUGCUCAGUAUUGCCUCCAAUUCACUUGUAGCUAUGGCCUCACAACUUUCAGAGGCAGAAGAGCGGGAGCGUGCCUUCACUAGCCGUGGGCGUUGGAACCAGUUGCGCUCGAUGGGAGAUGCAAAGAAUUUGCUUCAGUAUAUGUUCAAUUCUCUUGCAGAUGCCAGGUGUCAACAAUGGGAGAAGGAUAUGGAAAUCAAGGAAAUGAAAGAGCAACUUAAAGAACUAGUGGGACUAUUGCGACAAAGUGAGACACGAAGAAAGGAUGUUGAAAAGGAACUAAAAUCAAGAGAGCAAGCAGUCGCAAUUGCAUUGGCUACACCUCCUUCAGAUAAUCUUGAACAGGUGAACUCACAGAAUUCAUUGAAACACUUCGCUGAUGAAAUGAGUGGUCCCUUGUCUCCAAUGUCUGUGCCGGCACAAAAACAGCUCAAAUAUACACCAGGCAUUGCUAAUGGCUCGGUCAGAGAAUCAGCAGCAUUUAUAGAUCAGUCAAGAAAGAUGGUACCAAUUGGGCAGUUAUCAAUGAAAAAAUUGGCAGUCAUGGGACAGGCUGGGAAGCUCUGGAGGUGGAAGAGAAGCCAUCACCAAUGGCUUGUACAAUUUAAAUGGAAGUGGCAGAAGCCAUGGAGACUUUCAGAAUGGAUCAGGCACAGUGAUGAAACAAUUAUGAGGGCAAGGCCACGACCACGUCCACAGUCUCUGCCACGUAUGACGUAAUCCUCUAAGGACACCAGCUUAUGGUUGCCAAUAUUCAUCUUUGACCUAUAACUAUGACCCAUUACAUACCACGGGGAGCGAAUAAAAAUAUGUGCAGUGUGCAGUAAGUGGUUGUGGAGGAUAUCUGCUUGUAGCAGUCUUGGAUGAGGUGAUUUUGAAGAAGCUAGUUUGUAAUCUUGAAUUCUUUUAGCGGUGGUUGCUGCAUUCGGAGCAUCUUGUAAAGCAGUGUUCGAUGCUGCUGAUGAUUCUGAGAUAAACAAAAAGGAGACACUGAAAGCUGUGAUGGUGCAAAUGGUGAUGCAUUCAUAAAAGAAUAUGUCUGGAAGUGGAGCCAAUGUUUUGGUAUAUCUUCUCUCCAUUAUCAUAUACUUAGAGGGAAGAAAUUCUUUAGUCUAGUCAUAUAAUUGUGUAUAAAGGGUUUUUUGUACCGUUUCUUUCUCUUCUAAUUGUGAUCUGACUAGCUAAUAUGUAUUAGUGCUUAACUGUUUACUGUGUGUAAUAAGAAACGAUAUGAUAUGGUGAAAUGAAUUGAACAUGUAGUCUUUCUGCUA
Messenger RNA from Juglans microcarpa x Juglans regia, 3921 nucleotides. Its product is annotated as kinesin-like protein KIN-4A. Gene Ontology annotation, molecular function: microtubule motor activity; microtubule binding; ATP binding. Lineage: Eukaryota; Viridiplantae; Streptophyta; Magnoliopsida; Fagales; Juglandaceae. Gene Ontology annotation, biological process: mitotic spindle organization; microtubule-based movement. The record is from RefSeq and is a predicted model, not a curated record.